Messenger RNA from Penicillium psychrosexuale, 1761 nucleotides. RefSeq names its product glycosyltransferase family 2 protein. Bases 1 to 1761 code for a protein of 586 amino acids. The record is from RefSeq and is a predicted model, not a curated record. The transcript has 3 exons. NCBI's taxonomy places the organism in Eukaryota, Fungi, Ascomycota, Eurotiomycetes, Eurotiales, Aspergillaceae.
AUGUUUCAAUGGAUCACACGUUGUGUGCCAGGUUUAAGCAUCCUAACGUUACUUGGAGUCUCAUUCGCGACGUUCAUUGAUCUUUAUUACUCUGUGCUGUACCAAGAUCUCGUUCGUGAUCAUGGCCAGCUCCCAGGUGAACAUGCUUCGGAUGGCAGACCAACCACACUGCCAUUGACUCAGAAGAUUUUUAUUGGCAUGUCGUUGUUUGUACACCUGAAUGCCUUCUACUUCGCUAUCCGCCUAUUCUUCGCUCUACUCAAAACACUGAGAGAGUCAAAAAAGGCGUUGCAGCGCCGCCACUCCACUACGCCAAAGUCAGUCGAUACGGAAGAUGCUUUCGAAGCAGAGUUGGCAGGCAAUGUUCCGUUGAGUGUUCUUGGGGGGACUCAGUUUGAGGCAGAGCCGGACUAUCUUGUCAACAACCAGGAGGUCGUUCACGCAAUCAUCUUACCCAAUUAUGAAGAAAAUUUUGAUACCUUAUGGACCACGCUCCAUGUUCUAGCCAGUCACCCUAGAGCUGCCAGUCAGUAUGAGAUCUACCUUGCAAUGGAACAAAAGGAGCUCGAGGCCCCUGCAAAAGCGGUCAGUCUAGUUUCAACUUUUGAAACCAGAUUUUCUCACAUUGAAGCCACGUUCCAUCCGUCUGGAGUACCAGGCGAGAUAGCCGGGAAGAGUUCCAACGUCGCAUACGCCGCUCAACGUAUCAUCAAUUCACACAGAAGAGACGACAGGGAGGAUUUGACCAGUAAAUUAAUCACUGUUAUUGAUGCCGAUACCCAUCUAUUGCAGGAUUACUUCAAUGAGAUCCAACGACUUCACUUCGACGAUCUUGCCAGCCCCGAACUAUCCUUCUAUACCUGUCCCAUCAUCUUCGAUCGAAACUCAUCCGAAACACCGAUUCUAGUCCGCUGUGCAGAUAUGAUGUGGGCAUUCGCAGGUGUCUCAGCCAUGUACCCUGGAUCCCCGAUCUCCAUUCCCACCUCCGUAUAUACCCUUCCUCUCAGCAUGGCAGAACGAGUUGGGGGAUGGGACAGUGAUGCUGGGGCAAUUGGUGAAGACAUGCAUAUGCUUCUCAAGUGCUACUUUGCCAUGGAUGGCAACAUCACCACACGUGUUGUCGCAAGCCCCGCGAGCCAAUGUAAUAUAUCCAGCAAUGAGCAUCGUGGCUGGCGCCGGAACAUGGAUAUUUUGGCAGCUCGCUAUCGUCAAGCUUUGCGCCAUAUGUGGGGUGCACUGGAUACGGGAUUUUUCAUUCGGCAGAGUGCUGCCAACCUGUCGCGUCCCAGCUGGCGAAUCCUUUUCAGCGGGACGCAAUGGGCCCUUGCACAUCUUCUCUUCGAAGCGCACUUCCUUCCAUGUCAUUUGAUAAUUACGUUGGCUAUAUCAUCUAUUUAUUCCGCUUUCAUUUCUCCGGAGUCUAUGCAUCCGGAUUUGGAGUGGGCAUUUCAAUUCACCGGCGUUCUGCGGGUUUGUUCCUUCAUUAUGAUGAACAUCUGCAUGAUAGUCUAUGGGCAUUGGCAUAAUUUCUGCGUCAAUACCCGUCUUACGGACAUGAUGGAUGCCGGUGUCCCUGAUGCGGGCUUUUCAUUCCGAAAUGAGUGGAAUGGCGGUACUCUUCUCGAGCGUAUCCUUUUUCCCGUGGCGGGAACAUUGUUCGGGCCUGUCCCGGCCAUCCAAGCUGUCUUUUCUCAUUUCUGGACUGAUAGAUUGGUAUAUAAAGUAAGCCAAAAGCCAAGCUUCGGUCCAAGCUCUGUCUAA